AUGCAUGCCAUUUCAACAAACAACAGCAACAACCAUAGUAGAAGUCAUAGAGGAUACAACAUUAUGAACUCACAAGCGAGCAGUGGUGGUGGUGGUAGCAGUAGUAAUAAUACUUGUAGUAGUUUCCAUCAGGAUCAUCAUCACCCUCAUGCAAACCUUCCUCCGGCCUCGCUGCUACUCACUCAACAACCUCCGUUUUCAUCCAACAACAUCCAUACGACAAGUAGUACCACUAGGAACACCUAUUCUCGACAAGAUUCGCCUCUACCAUCAUCAUCCUCUUUUCAACCUUCGACCAUACCAAAUCAAAGCCAUGCAUGCUUCAAUUCCUCCUCUUUCCCUCAUGCAUCAUCAUCGACACAUACAUGCAUGGAUGGUCCCAAUAACCACCACAUGUAUUUACAUUCACAUGCUGUAUACAACAACACAACAACAACGAUGGACCAUCCUUUAGAGUCCUCAAGAUCCUUUCAUUCAUCCAUGUUUCGGCCGUCGACAAUGUUAUCGAAUUCGGCACUUUCCUCAACAUGCCUUACUAAUAGAGAUUCCGAUGAUCGAACCAUGAACAACAACGUAAUACAACAAGUUCAUCAUAGAACCACCAACAACCACCAUUACGAUUUCGUGGACCACGACUCAAUAUUUCCGGAUUUGUCCUAUAAGGAAAAACAAAAAACACCAUUUAAGAUGUCUGGACUUGAUUCGGCCGACCACAACGCGUUCAUCGUUGCAUCAUCGAAUAUUCAUGAAGGAGAGGUACAUGAAACAACACGGAGGAGAAGCGUUAGUCAUCACAGUGGUGGAAGUGGUACUGCUGCUGCUGCUCUUUCACCACCGCACCAUCAUUCACAACAACAAACGACUCCUCCGCCUCGACUGAUGACUUCAUCAGAGGCUCAACAGACACAGCAAGGAGUCAAAAGACCGAAUGGCCAACAAGCACAUAUUACCAUGACAACCAUCACGUUUGAGGAAUUGUCCACGUAUUUUGAUUGGAAAUUAGAACAUGCAUGUGAGGCCAUUGGUAUUAGUAGUACAUCCAUGAAAAAGUUAUGCAGACAUUUCAACAUUCCUCGAUGGCCCUAUAGAAAACUACGUAGUCUGUACAUUAAAAAAGACAAGAUAUUAGAAAAUAUGAAGAAUACAAUUAACUCUAAAAAAUUGGAACAACAACUUGCACAAGUGAAUGCUGAAAUUGAAAAGGUAAAGACACCCUCCCAACCCAGUGCUGCCUAUCAAUUAAACAAUAGCAGCAAUACGAGUGCUGGUGAAGAAUCGGCAGAAGAAAAUAGUGAUCCUGAAGUGGACACAGUAUUGGAACCAUCGAAAAAGAAAAAAACUCUAACCUACAAUAGAUCACAAACUCCUUCGACACCUCCUCUCAGCUCUCAGAGCUCGAAUCAUCCUCAUACCUCGAGAAGUGAGUCAACAAGAGAGCAGCGCCUUAAUCAUUCACCCACACUUCGUAAAUCUCCACCCAACCCCGGCGAAAGUAUGAAAAAUGUAUCAUUCCGACAUCAGUCAUCCACGGAUGCAACACCUUCUUCUACUAGGUUGACGAAUAUGACAUUGCUUGGAGAUAAUACUCCCAAUUUCCCUGUAUAUUCUAAUCCUCCGCUGUAUCAUGCAGCGUAUUCUACAACACCUCCUCUAUCGCAUGCGUCUCAACAAGACAUCAAGCCGAGCGAAAUUUCCAAUCCUUUUUCAUCAAGCAACUCGACAAAGUUGCCAUCCAUUCAUGAUUUAUUGAAAGAUAUGAACACCAAACGAGAAUAUUAA
Messenger RNA from Naegleria lovaniensis, 1779 nucleotides. RefSeq lists its product as uncharacterized. Bases 1 to 1779 code for a protein of 592 amino acids. NCBI's taxonomy places the organism in Eukaryota, Heterolobosea, Eutetramitea, Acrasida, Naegleriidae. The record is from RefSeq and is a predicted model, not a curated record. Gene Ontology annotation, molecular function: DNA-binding transcription factor activity. The transcript has 2 exons.